AGAUGUUGAAAAUUUUAUCAAAAGUGUCAUUUCUCAAACCGCAUAUAGUAAUUGUGAUUGUGAUAAUAUUGUAUAGAUAAGUUUGAGGUUUUUUAUUUUUUCCGUUUCUACUUCUUCUUUCUUCGUUUAAAUUCCUUCUUUUUUUUUAAGAAUAUAAAAUAAGAGAGCAACGAACGAGAGCUAUAAUUUUGUCGACGGAAAUCAAACUUUCGUGUUAGGUGCAUAAAAUAUUAUCGUUUAUAAUACAGUAAAAAUUUAGUUCUUUCGAUGAUAUCAAACUUUUAUUAGCACAUAGGUUACGCACGAAUUGCAGAUGGCUGAAUUAUCGAGAGCGAAAGUGUGCGUGAUAGGAGCUGGCGCAGCCGGCCUUUGCGCAGCAAGACAUUUCGCUCCAAAUUCAAAUUUCGAAUUGAAAGUUUAUGAACAAACAAAUGAUAUCGGUGGCACGUGGAUUUACAAAGAAGCAACUGAAGUCGAUGAAAAUGGUUUGCCUGUUCAUUCGAGCAUGUAUCGGGAUCUAAGAACGAAUUUACCAGCGAAAAUUAUGAAUUUUCCCGAUUACCAGAGAUUGAACGCUGAAGAGCCCUGUUGCGUGACACAUCAAGAAGUUCGAACUUAUUUACAAAAUUACGCGAAACAUUUUGAUUUAUUAAAAUAUAUUCAAUUCGGUACAAGGGUCGAAUCUGUCCGAUUGAAAAAAUCAAUCCGAGACAAAGAAGAAUGGGUUGUUCGAAUAAAAAUGUUAAAAACGAAGCAACAGGAGGAAAUUAUUUUUAACGCUGUGAUUAUUUGCAAUGGACAUUAUUUCGAUCCUUAUAUUCCAAAGAUACCAGGAAUGGAAAAUUUUUCGGGUACCGUAAUACACAGUCAUUCAUACAGAAAACCAGAAGAUUUCUCCGGUAAGAGCGUUUUAAUUUUGGGCGCAGCGGCUUCCGGAAUCGAUAUUGCUCUUGAUUUGGUUAACCACGUAACUCGAAUAUAUUUGAGUCACAACAACGAAAGGUUAAAUAGCAAUCUGCCAUCGAACAUAAUCGAGGUGUUAGGCGUAGAAAGAAUAGAGAAAGAAAAAAUUUUUUUGAACGAUCAAAGCUUUGUCACAGCGGACGUAUUCAUGUUUUGCACGGGAUAUCGAUAUAGCUUUCCAUUUUUAGACGAAAGUUGCGAAAUACAGGUGGAUAAUAAUUUUAUAACUCCUUUAUAUAAACAUUUAAUUAACAUUAACCAUCCCACGAUGUGUAUCGUUGGCGUACCGACUGUUGUUGUUCCAUUUCCCAUGUUUCAUAUGCAGAUACAGUAUUUUCUUGCGCUAUUAGAGAAAAGAAUAAGUUUACCGACGAGGUUAAUUAUGUUGGAAGAUUCAAGAUUGAAGGCAUCGAAGAAAAGACACGCGCACAAAUUAAUGAACAAACAAUGGGAGUAUAACGAUUCGUUGGCUGAUGCUGGAUGUUUCGAUCGUUUACCAAAGUUUUACAAACUCGGUUACGAGGUGUGGUCAACUCAGAGGAAAAUGAAUCUUUCCAACUAUAAGAAAGCCAGAUUUGUUAUAUCUAGUGAUGAGAAAAGCGUUGAGUUAAUUAUACCGAAUAAAAGUGUAUGAGAAAUAUUGGACGAUACAUUUUAAUGUGAUUAAGUUUUUCACCAAUAUUAACUUCAACCAUUUCUUGUGUAAGAAAUAUUUAUUUCUGAUAAUUUCAAACUGCAAAACAGGAUUGAUUGAGAAUUAUUGAAUCGAUCUAAUUUUAUUUUUAAUCCAUCCUAGUAGAUCGAUCACAUUGGUGUAGACGCCAGGUGAGUCUGGUACGCCACAUUCGUAGCCCCACGAAGUUAUACCGAUUACAGUGAAAUUAUUAACCAGUGGACCACCGGAAUCGCCCUAUUAUAAAAUCAAUGAUACUUAGUCAGAAUGAAUUUUAAACAGUGAUUAGCAAUUUUAUAAUUAUUUUAAAAUAAAUUGUAAUUUACUUUA
Messenger RNA from Apis cerana (Asiatic honeybee), 1966 nucleotides. RefSeq lists its product as uncharacterized. Gene Ontology annotation, molecular function: NADP binding; flavin adenine dinucleotide binding; N,N-dimethylaniline monooxygenase activity. NCBI's taxonomy places the organism in Eukaryota, Metazoa, Arthropoda, Insecta, Hymenoptera, Apidae. The record is from RefSeq and is a predicted model, not a curated record.